CGGCCCGGCCGGCUCCGCAGCCCCGCGGGCGGCAGCCAAGGCGACCGCGGAGGCGGCGGGCAGGGCGCGUGCGCACUGCAGGGGCGCCAGAUUUGGCGGGAGGGGGAGUGUCCAAGGCUCUUUGUUUGAUGGCAUCUCUGUUUACAGAGUUUACACUUUAAUAUCAACCUGUUUCCUCCUCCUCCUUCUCCUCCUCCUCCUCCGCGACCUCCUCCUCCUCCACCUCUUUCUCCCGAGAAACUUCGCCCCGGAACGCCGCUGCGCAGCCGGGGAGGACGCAGGCAAGCGGCGGGCAGCGGGAGGCUGCAGCCCCUUGCGGUCCCCGCGGCUCCCGGCGGAGCCCCGCGCCCGCCGCGCCAUGGCCCGGAGACCCCGGCACAGCAUAUACAGUAGCGAUGAGGAUGAUGAAGACAUUGAGAUGUGUGACCAUGACUAUGAUGGGCUACUUCCCAAGUCUGGAAAGCGUCACUUGGGGAAAACUAGGUGGACCAGGGAAGAGGAUGAAAAACUAAAGAAGUUGGUGGAACAGAAUGGAACAGAUGACUGGAAAGUUAUAGCCAAUUAUCUCCCGAACAGAACAGAUGUGCAGUGCCAGCAUCGAUGGCAGAAAGUACUAAACCCUGAGCUCAUCAAGGGUCCCUGGACCAAAGAAGAAGAUCAGCGAGUGAUAGAGCUUGUACAGAAAUACGGUCCGAAACGUUGGUCUGUUAUUGCCAAGCACUUAAAGGGGAGAAUUGGAAAACAAUGUAGGGAGAGGUGGCAUAACCACUUGAAUCCAGAAGUUAAGAAAACCUCCUGGACAGAAGAGGAAGACAGAAUUAUUUACCAGGCACACAAGAGACUGGGGAACAGAUGGGCAGAAAUCGCAAAACUACUGCCUGGACGAACUGAUAAUGCUAUCAAGAACCACUGGAAUUCUACAAUGCGACGGAAGGUGGAGCAGGAAGGUUAUCUACAGGAGUCUUCCAAAGCCAGCCAGCCAACGGUGGCCACAAGUUUCCAGAAGAACAAUCAUUUGAUGGGCUUUGCUCAUGCUCCACCAUCCGCUCACCUUCCUCCCACUGGACAGCCCUCAGUGAACAAUGACUAUUCCUAUUACCACAUUUCUGAAGCACAAAAUGUCUCCAGUCAUGUCCCAUAUCCUGUCGCAUUACAUGUCAAUAUAGUCAAUGUUCCACAGCCUGCUGCUGCAGCCAUUCAGAGACACUAUAAUGAUGAAGACCCUGAGAAAGAAAAACGAAUAAAGGAAUUAGAGUUGCUCCUAAUGUCAACUGAGAAUGAGCUCAAAGGACAGCAGGCACUACCGACACAGAACCACACAUGCAGCUACCCCGGGUGGCACAGCACCGCCAUCGCCGACCACACCAGACCUCAUGGAGACAGUGCACCUGUUUCCUGUUUGGAAGAGCACCACUCCACGCCAUCUCUGCCGGUGGAUCCUGGCUGCUUACCUGAAGAAAGCGCCUCUCCUGCGAGGUGCAUGAUCGUCCACCAAGGAGCCAUUCUGGAUAAUGUUAAGAACCUCUUAGAAUUUGCAGAAACACUUCAAUUUAUAGAUUCUGAUUCUUCAUCAUGGUGUGACCUCAGCAAUUUUGAACUCUUUGAAGAAGCAGAAUUUUCACCUAGCCAACAGCAUGCAGGCAAAGCCCUACAGCUCCAGAAAAGAGAGGGCAAUGUGAAUAGACCCGCAAGAGAGCCUAGUAAACGCACGUUGAGCGAGGGUUCACUUGGCCUGCUCAAGCCCCUACCGCCUGCAAGGCACAGCACAAUUCCGCUGGUCAUCCUUCGAACAAAGAGGCGCCAGGCCAGCCCCUUAGCCACUGGAGACUCUAGGUCCUUCACAUUUGCUGACGUCAGCAGUUCAACUCCAAGUCCAUCCCCUGUCAAAAGCCUGUCCUUCUCCCCCUCGCAGUUCUUAAACACCUCCAGUAAUCAUGAAAACUUAGACUUGGAAAUGCCUUCUUUAACUGCCACCCCUCUCAGUGGUCACAAACUGACUGUUACAACACCAUUUCAUAGAGACCAGACUGUGAAAGCACAAAAGGAAAAUACUAUUUUCAGAACUCCAGCUAUCAAAAAGUCAAUCCUAGAAAGCUCUCCCAGAACCCCUACACCAUUUAAACAUGCACUUGCAGCUCAAGAAAUGAAAUAUGGCCCCCUGAAGAUGCUACCUCAGACACCAUCUCAUCUAGUAGAAGAUCUGCAGGAUGUGAUCAAACAGGAAUCUGAUGAAUCUGGAAUUGUCACCGAGUUUCAAGGAAAUGGACCUUUACUGAAGAAGAUCAAACAAGAGGUGGAAUCUCCAACUGAUAAAGCAGGAAACUUCUUCUGCUCCAACCACUGGGAAGGGGAGAGUCUGAACACUCAGCUGUUCACACAGGCAUCACCUGUGGCAGACGUGCCAAAUAUUCUUACAAGUUCCGUUUUAAUGACGCCAGUAUCAGAAGAUGAAGACAAUGUCCUCAAAGCUUUCACAGUACCUAAAAACAGGUCCCUGGCAAGUCCCUUGCAGCCUUGUAGCGGGGCCUGGGAAGCUGCAUCCUGUGGGAAGAUGGAAGAUCAGGUGACAGCCACCGGUCAGGCUCGGAAAUAUGGGAAUGCCUUCUCAACCCGGACUCUGGUCAUGUGAGACGUUCCCAGACAAGCAUUAUGGUUUUCAGAACACUUCACGUCGACUUAGGAUAUGUCGUUCCUCUACAUGAAACUUUUCAUGAAAGGGAGAAGAACCUAUUUUUGUUGUGGUACAACAGUUGAGAGCAGCACCAAGUGCAUUUUAGGUGGAUGAAAUCUUAUCAGAUUUCACCCAACUAAAAGGAUUUUUUAAAAAAAAUAAAUAACAGUCUUACCUAAAUUAUUAGGUAAUGAAUUGUAGCCAGUUGUUAAUAUCUUAGUGCAGAUGUUUUUAACAUAAAGCGAUUUACCUGUAUUUUAGAGGAUCCAACAGACCCAGUAUUUUUUCAUGAUGAGAUUUUUGAAAUUUUGCCCAAAAUACGGUACUCCAAUAUUUCACUUUUCUCAAUCACUAAACACAAUGCAUUACUAUAAACGUUGGUUUAAUACCAUGGGACAAUUAAUCAAGAUUGUAAAUGCUCAUUUAUGGUUACUAACAUUGGAGGUACACUUAUUGUACUAAACCAUUUGGUGAGUUUUUUGUUGGCUUGCUUUAAAAAUUAUUACUGUAUGAAAUAGUUUUAUAAAACAAAUUAUAUUUUUAUUCAGUAAUUUAAUUUUGUAAAUGCCAAAUGAAAAGAUGUGUCUUGCUGCUAUGGUCUUAGCCUGUAGACAUGCUGCUAGUAUGAGAGGAGCAAUAGAGCUUUGGACAGAGACUUGGUGUUAGAUAAUUGACUAUGCACUAGUUAUUUCAGACUUUUUUAUUUUUUAUAUGUAUACUUUUUUUCCCUUUUGUAAUACAUUGGAAAACUUAUUUGGGAGACUUAUGCAUUUGUUUUUUGUUAUUUUUUGUUGUUGUUGUUAACUGUGGUUCAUAAAGGUUGCACUUCUUUUUUUUGGGAGAUCUAUGUUAUUGGUGUCCUACGUUUUGUUUUGAGUUCGGCCUGACUGUUCCUUAAUUCAGAUGUUAUGUGUUUGAUCAGCAUUCCCCUUGGUUUUGAAGUGUCUGGUCUCAGAACUGCCACACAGAGCCUGUGUUUGCAGCUGGGCCAAGGAGACUAGGUUCCGGAGCUGCCUUAACAACGUUUGGUACAAGAUCACUAGCACUGAACUUUUGAUACGAUGAUGUACUUACUGCCUUGUAGUGAAAUAAAGCUGUGCCCUUAUUU
This is a messenger RNA of Pipistrellus kuhlii (Kuhl's pipistrelle), 3779 nucleotides long. RefSeq names its product MYB proto-oncogene, transcription factor (gene MYB). Gene Ontology annotation, cellular component: nucleus. Lineage: Eukaryota; Metazoa; Chordata; Mammalia; Chiroptera; Vespertilionidae. Gene Ontology annotation, biological process: regulation of DNA-templated transcription. Gene Ontology annotation, molecular function: RNA polymerase II cis-regulatory region sequence-specific DNA binding; DNA-binding transcription factor activity, RNA polymerase II-specific. The record is from RefSeq and is a predicted model, not a curated record. The transcript has 16 exons. Bases 359 to 2629 code for a protein of 756 amino acids.